AUGGAGGCGGUGGGAGCCAAAACAGAUGAAGUUCUUAAGGCAAAAAUAGCCAAGCAACAAGAAGAGGUCCGUAAAAAGCAAGACAUGGAGGGAACUUCUCUGGAGGAGCAAGUGCGCAGGAUAAAGGACAUCGAGGCCAUCGAGAGCGACUCCUUUGUUCCACAGGCUUUCAAAUCAUCCCGGGACAACGUCAAGACUGAGCCUGUGGUGAAGCAGGAGAGCGACAGCGUAGACGUCAGUCUUCCGCUGUCCAUCGUCUACAACGACACCGACACUCUGGCUCAUCCCGCUCUCUUUAUGGACAAAGCGAAGGCUGAGGAGUUGUGGCUCAACCGACUUCAUUCACUACGCCAGGAGAGGCUCAUGGGGAGUCCUGUUGCUUAA
Messenger RNA from Nerophis lumbriciformis (worm pipefish), 384 nucleotides. The record is from RefSeq and is a predicted model, not a curated record. Lineage: Eukaryota; Metazoa; Chordata; Actinopteri; Syngnathiformes; Syngnathidae.